UCAGACAAGAAGAGGAGAGAGAGAGAGAGAGAGAGAGAGAGAGAGAGAGAGAGGCUGCAAUGGCGGACGAGAAGCCGCUUCGGAAGAUCGCAGAGGCGUUCGAGGAGCUAGAAGCCGCCGUGAAUUCGCAGACCGGCGAAGUGGAGGUGGCGCGGUUCUCCAAGGCCUGCGCGCUCGUCUCGCCGCUCUUCGGCUGCUUAGGGAUUGCUUUCAAGUUCGCCGAGAUGGACUACGUCGCAAAGGUGCAUGAUCUGGCGGAGGCGUCGAAGUCGAUCUCGACCCUACACGUGUUGCUGGAGAAGGAUAUGGAGGCGGGCUGUGUGAGAAAGGCGGGGAGUCAUUCGAGGAAUUUGUUGAGAGUGAAGCGUGGGAUUGAUAUGGUUAAGGUGUUGUUUGAGCAGAUUAUAGUCACCAAGGGAAAUUCCCUGAAGGAUCCAGCCUCGAAGGCUUAUCAACAGGUGUUUGCACCCCAUCAUGGGUGGAUCAUCAGAAAAGCAGUUGCUGCAGGGAUGUAUGCGCUUCCUACAAAGGCACAACUGUUGAACAAACUCAAUGAAGAUGAGACCUCAGCAAAAGCUCAAAUGCAGAACUAUGUUGCUGCUUCAGCUCCUCUAAUUCUGUACAUUGACAAACUCUUCCAGACAAGGAAUUUGGGUGUAGAUUGGUAAGACAGGAUUGCAUUGCAUUUAUGCAGAUUUAUAUAGAAUUGUCUAUUCCAUAUAUAUUUAUAAUAGUAAGUUAGAAACUUUCGUCUCAUGUAUUGAAUACAAAGGGAAAACCUUCAGUGUCUCUUGUACUCUACUUGUAAGUUGUAACUUGUAUGAAAAUCUUUAGUCUGGUUGGAUGUUCUCCUUAUC
Argentina anserina (silverweed cinquefoil) is the source of this 857-nucleotide messenger RNA. Its product is annotated as accelerated cell death 11. Gene Ontology annotation, molecular function: ceramide 1-phosphate binding; ceramide 1-phosphate transfer activity. The transcript is spliced from 4 exons. Gene Ontology annotation, biological process: intermembrane lipid transfer; ceramide transport. The record is from RefSeq and is a predicted model, not a curated record. Bases 60 to 668 code for a protein of 202 amino acids. NCBI's taxonomy places the organism in Eukaryota, Viridiplantae, Streptophyta, Magnoliopsida, Rosales, Rosaceae. Gene Ontology annotation, cellular component: cytoplasm; membrane; cytosol.